Messenger RNA from Oryctolagus cuniculus (rabbit), 876 nucleotides. RefSeq names its product YAE1 maturation factor of ABCE1 (gene YAE1). The record is from RefSeq and is a predicted model, not a curated record. Lineage: Eukaryota; Metazoa; Chordata; Mammalia; Lagomorpha; Leporidae.
UAGCCAUCUCGGUGAUGUCGUGGGUUCGGGCUACCCCCUCGGUCCAGAGCCCGGCCGAGGAGGGGGACGUGUUUGAUGAGGAAGCUGACGAGUCGCUCCUGGUACAGCGGGAAUGGCGGAGUCACAUGCAGAAACGAGUGAAAGAAGGCUAUAGAGAAGGAAUCGAUGCUGGCAAAGCAGUUGCUCUUCAACAGGGCUUCAAUCAAGGCUAUAAAGAAGGUGCAGCAAUCAUUGUAAACUAUGGAGAACUCAGAGGAACACUGAGUGCUUUGCUCUCCUGGUGUCACCUUCAUAAUAAUAGUUCAACUUUAAUCAGUAAGAUAAAUAAUCUUCUGGAUGCAGUUGGACAGUGUGAAGAGUAUAUGCUCAGACAUCUGAAAUCAAUCACUCAGGAGCCCCACGUUGUAGACUUACUGGACUCUGUUGAGGACAUGAACCUCUGUCAUGUAGUUCCAGCUGAAAAUAAGAUUGAUGAAGCUGAAGACGAAAGACUUCAUGAAGAUAGUGCUGAGUUUAACAAAAACUGUAGCAAGAGUUCUAGUGGGAUAAAUUGUGCAUAUUUAGAAUGUUGUAGAACCCAGGAGCAUGCACAUUCUGAAAACCCAAGCCUCACUUGGAUUUUAGAACAGACAGCCAGUUUAGUAAAACAGCUUGGAGUAUCAGUAGAAGUAUUACAGCACCUCAGGCAACUAUAACAAUUAUCAUCAUUUUCCUAAUGAAAAUAAUGUGGACUGCAUUUUUUAGAGCAUUGUGUCCUAACAAGGUAACCAAAAUGUGAAGUGGUUUCUGCACUGAACACUUCACCUGUCGGAUUAUCCUUCACAGAAGGUUGAAAUGUCUUCAAUACUGACACUAUUAAAUAUAACAUACUCCUUU